Molecule: messenger RNA, 2182 nt
Organism: Megalopta genalis
Lineage: Eukaryota; Metazoa; Arthropoda; Insecta; Hymenoptera; Halictidae
Product: ATPase WRNIP1
Biological process (GO): DNA synthesis involved in DNA repair; DNA repair; DNA-templated DNA replication
Cellular component (GO): nucleus
Molecular function (GO): ATP binding; single-stranded DNA helicase activity; DNA binding
Source: RefSeq, a predicted model, not a curated record
ACUUGCGACUGUUUAGUCAAGAUAUUAGGUCUUCCACGCUUACGACGAAUAAGUUCCAUUGCACAAGUUCACUGUAAUUAAAGCGCUAUUGCAAUAUCUAUGUUAUCUAGUCUCGAUCGUACUGCUCUGAAGAAGUAAAGAGAAACGCGAAACUUUCUUUGAACACUACUUGAAGCCAACUCGAACCUUAGCGUCGUCACCAACGUCAUCAAUCUACCAUUGGUUUCAACACAACAUUGUUCUUUAAAAAAAGUUCAAAACUGGAUAAAAUGAUAUUUAGUCUUUCUUAUUGUCCCGCAAAGAAUUGAAAUUGCUAAAUUGUACAGUAAAUUGUAAAGAACUUUCAAUAUAUAAAAUUAAUGAAUUGCUAUUAAGAUAAGGUUAACAUUCUACAAGUUCGAGAGUUACAACAUAACAUAACGGUAUCGUCUCCGAAAAUCUCUUUCGUUAUUCAUUCUGCGCAUCGUACGGUACAUAAUCUUGUACAAGUUGUCUUACAAAAUUUAAAUAUGAGUAGUGACAAAAUCACUUGUCCUAUUUGCUCCAAAGAAUUUUCAGCUGCAGUAAUAGAAAGCCAUGCUAGUAGAUGUUUGUUUUUAAAUGAAUCAGUCAGUAGUGAAUCUUCAACUUCCUGCAAAAAUGAAAGUCCUACUAGAAAAUUAAUUAAAUUGAGCAAUAUCAAAGGCAAGAAGAAUAAUUUGGGAACAACAAACAGAAGUAAUAAUGUAACAGAAUCAUCUUUACUAAAUACAGAUAAUCAGGGUUCUGGAAUUUCAUCAAAUGACAAUAUUGACACACAUAAAGAAGUUAAAAAACCAGUUAGAAGCAAUCAUGUUCCACUUGCUGAACGGAUGAGACCCACAUCACUUUCAGGAUAUGUUGGACAAAUACAUAUUCUUGGUCCAUCCAGUGUACUUUAUCAACUAUUACAGAAAACUGAAAUUCCAAAUAUAAUUUUGUGGGGCCCACCUGGUUGUGGGAAGACUUCCUUAGCAAAUGUUAUAGCAUCCAUAUGCAAAAAUAAUUCAGAUAAUAGAAUAAGAUAUAUCAAGAUGUCUGCUGCAAUGGUGGGAGUUCAUGAAAUAAAAGAAGUUAUCACUGUAGCUAGUAAUGAAUUGAAAUUCAAAAGACGUACAGUAGUAUUCAUGGAUGAAAUACAUCGGUUCAGUAAAACUCAACAAGAUGUAUUUUUACCACAUGUUGAAUCUGGAACCAUUAGAUUAAUUGGCGCGACAACGGAAAAUCCUUCCUUCAGUUUGAAUUCUGCUCUUUUAAGUCGGUGCAGAGUGAUUGUUCUAGAGAAACUAUCUGUGCCAAAUUUAAUAUCUAUAUUAAAUCGAGCUGUGUCUUCAUUAGAUGGAAUAGUACUCAGUUCAAUAAAAAACCUGGAGGACAAUAAGGAAAUACCAAAAUUUAUCAUAGACGAACCUACUAUAGAGUGGUUAGCAGAAACGUGCGAUGGUGAUGCUAGAAUAGCACUAGGUGGUCUUGAAUUAGCAAUUCAAUGUAAAGUACCAACUGAAAACGAAACUUUAGCUGACCCUGUCACAAUUACUUUAAAUGAUAUUAAAGAGAGUAUUAAGAAGAGUCAUAUGUUGUAUGAUAAAAAAGGCGAUCAACAUUAUGAUAUGAUUUCUGCUUUACAUAAGUCAGUUAGAGCAAGUGAUGAAAAUGCGUCUCUAUAUUGGCUAACUAGGAUGAUAUUAGGUGGCGAAGAUCCAGUUUAUAUUGCACGGAGAUUAGUAAGGAUGGCAUGCGAAGAUAUUGGCUUGGAAGAUCCAAAAGCUCUUGGAAUUGCUAUACAUACAAUGCAUGGUUGUAAAAUGAUUGGAAUGCCCGAGUGUGAUGUCCUUUUGGCACAAUGUACAACAUAUUUAGCAAGAGCCCCUAAAUCCAGAUUAAUGGAAGAUGCACUCAGAGCUGCUCAAAGAAUAGUUGCUGAACAUAAAGGUCCUCAACCAGGGGUACCACUGCAUUUAAGAAAUGCCCCAACAAAAUUGAUGAAAAAUCUUGGAUAUGGUAAAAAUUACAAUAUGAAACAAAAAGAUGAAUCUGGAUUAUGUUACUUACCAGAAGGAUUGGAACAUAUAGACUUUUUCCAAAUGUGAUUAAAACUUUAAAUUUAAUUGUAAUGUAAUUUUUGUUUAUAUAUAAACAUUUUACAAUAUAUUUAUAAUAUUAA